AUGAGCAGCACCAAGCAUGUUCGGUUUAAUAGCUGCGGCAACAGCGUCCUGCCAAAACUGCUUCCUUUGAAUGACCAAAUUCGAGAAUUACAGACCAUCAUUAGAGACAACUCCUCGAAGAUGUGUACGCCGAGGAACUUGAAGUUUUCGACCGUCUCCAUCAUGGGCCCGUUGAUGAGGAUGGGGGCGUGCCUAGCCUGGUUCCUCCUGAAGUUCACAAUCAGCUCUUUUGUUUUGCUGACAUUGAGGAAGAGGUUGUUUCCCUGGCACCACGCCAUCAGACUAGUGGUUGAAGAGGGACUCAAUCAGCUGCCAUACAGCGAGUGUACAGUGACCACUCCCACAGGGCAUAAGUAUGAUGGCGUGAAGUUUGAGAAAGGCAACUGCGGUGUCAGCAUUAUGAGAAGCGGCGAGGCCAUGGAGCAGGGACUCCGAGACUGCUGCAGGUCCAUCCAUAUCGGUAAGAUCCUCAUCCAGAGUGACAAGGACACCCAGAAGAUCAAAGUUUACAACGCCAAGUUCCCCCUAGAUAUCAACAGGAGGAAAGUCCUCCUAAUGUAUCCCAUUCCCACUACGUAUGGAUCAUCAUGUCAAGUAUGGAUCACCAACAGACUCAAUACUGUACUAACUCCUCCUCGGGACAAAGAGUUCAGGUCCCUCAGUCUUAUUGAAAGCACUGCAAGUCUAAUGGUUGUGUCCAUCAUUCAAGAGUUCCCAGAAAUCACCAUACUGACCACCGAGGUGUACCCUGUGGCUCCCACACACUUUGGCCAGAGAUACCUUGGGACAGACUAGUCAGCCCUCCAGGGCCAUUCAUUGGGAUACCAUACUAUGAGAACCAACCAUUGAAUUGUCCCUCUCUCUGUCUGAUGUCAAUUUGUCCGCUUAUUUCAAAAGGACUUGUUACCCUGCUCAAGAAUGCUGCUUUGCUGUGUACUCCGCCUUAACCUGUGCUCCUCAGUCUGACACAAACAAUGCAAAGAUUUUCCUGGAAACAAGAAAAGCACAUUCCAUGCAGGUCUUUUAGGAACUAGUCUAGCGAGCUUGCAUGUACUGCUGCCAUUUUAUUUAUUCAGUUAUGGUAGUUAAUUCUAGGUUGUUUUCCCUCAACAGAAAGUCUAAAGUCAAAUACAAAAAAAAGUUUUUUCAA
This is a messenger RNA of Oncorhynchus nerka (sockeye salmon), 1150 nucleotides long. RefSeq names its product uracil phosphoribosyltransferase homolog. Lineage: Eukaryota; Metazoa; Chordata; Actinopteri; Salmoniformes; Salmonidae. The coding region runs from base 1 to 795 and encodes 264 amino acids. The transcript has 7 exons. The record is from RefSeq and is a predicted model, not a curated record.